UUAGUAGAAUAGUAGGUAUCGAUCGGCUCACUAAAAUUCACAUCAGACAGAAACACAUCUCUCGUUCUUCUCGAUUUCAGGCUGCAACUCAUCUCAAGUCAUGUCGAUUAGGGUUUUAUUACUUGUCGCUCUUCUCCUCUUCUCCGCUCCUCCUUUUCUCCGAGUUGUUAGAUGUCAAUCUGAGUCUGACACUGAGGUAGAGGUAGAAGCUGCGGAAGAUGGAGGCGAGCUUGGGAUUGUGGAUGAUGAGGUCCAGGAUUAUGGCGGUGGAAGUUUCGUUUCAGCUCCCGGUGUCGAAACAGUUUGCGUUUUCCCCAAAAAUCCUUCUAAAUCUGUCGUUGCAGGGGAACCAACUGAUCUUUUAAUUGGACUGAAAUAUGAGGGUGAAUCAAAUCUAAAUGUUGUUGCUGUUCAAGCAAGUAUCCAUCUUCCUUAUGAUCAUAAUCUGCGGGUUCAGAAUCUUUCUUCACAGGCUUUCAACAACGCCUCACUUUCUGCUUCAGCCCAUGCGACGUUCCCAUACACUUUUGCAGUCAGCAAAUUUUUGCAGGCUGGGACAUUUGAUCUUGUGGGGAUCAUUGUUUAUGAGAUAGACUCUACAGCAUACCAAAGUACAUUUUACAAUGGUACCAUUGAAGUUACUGAGGCUGGAGGUCCUCUAAGUGUUGAAUCUGUAUUUCUCUUCUCUCUUGCGGUAGCCUUGCUUGUCCUUCUUGGUUUGUGGGUUCGUACUCAGAUUUCUCAAUUCUCGAAGAAAACCAAGAGGGUGCAGAAGGUGGAAGUUGGCACUGAAACUACUACUGCUUCCAUGGAUGAAUGGCUUGAGGGAACUGCAUAUACUCAGUCUAACAAAUCAAAGAAAAAGAAGUAGAUCAGUUUUGAGGCCUGGUUUGGCUGACGGAAUCAGUACAACUGAUCUCUAGAUUCUUGUAACUCAAGUUAGCCAUAUAGAAAGAUUAAGGAAGCAUCAAGGUGAAAGUGAUGAAGGGGAGAGAGAGACUUGAAUAGACUUGCCUUGCUGUUGUAGCAUGACAUAGAAUCUUCUAUGCUUUAUUAGUUUCCACCUUGUAAAAGUCUCGAGUAUUUUUCUCUCAACACAGAAUUAACGUAAAUUUCUUUUAGAAAAGAUACAAUUUUGUAAAAACUUGUUUAUGCUGAGUGUGCCAAUUUCUAGUUUUAGUUGGAA
Daucus carota subsp. sativus is the source of this 1186-nucleotide messenger RNA. Its product is annotated as translocon-associated protein subunit alpha. The record is from RefSeq and is a predicted model, not a curated record. Gene Ontology annotation, cellular component: endoplasmic reticulum; endoplasmic reticulum membrane. NCBI's taxonomy places the organism in Eukaryota, Viridiplantae, Streptophyta, Magnoliopsida, Apiales, Apiaceae. Bases 101 to 871 code for a protein of 256 amino acids. The transcript has 8 exons.